Daucus carota subsp. sativus is the source of this 1554-nucleotide messenger RNA. RefSeq names its product large ribosomal subunit protein uL3y. The record is from RefSeq and is a predicted model, not a curated record. Gene Ontology annotation, molecular function: structural constituent of ribosome; RNA binding. The transcript has 6 exons. Gene Ontology annotation, biological process: translation. Bases 165 to 1334 code for a protein of 389 amino acids. Gene Ontology annotation, cellular component: ribosome; cytosolic large ribosomal subunit. Lineage: Eukaryota; Viridiplantae; Streptophyta; Magnoliopsida; Apiales; Apiaceae.
CAAUUCCUCAUCUCCUCGUCUAAACCCUAGAAUCGCACGGCCAGUAAUUGAGCUAAAUAUCAAUCCCGACCAUCCAAUAGUUUAUAAAUACCUCUUAACCUCACACCUCAAAACCCUACUCCAAGCUCAUCCACUGCGCAUCUGAGAGAAAUACUUUAAGAAUCAUGUCUCAUCGCAAGUUUGAACACCCAAGACACGGUUCCCUAGGAUUUCUUCCAAGGAAGAGGGCAGCACGUCAUAGAGGCAAAGUGAAAGCCUUCCCAAAAGAUGAUCCUGCAAAACCUUGCAGAUUGACUGCAUUCCUUGGCUACAAAGCUGGGAUGACUCAUAUUGUUAGAGAAGUUGAAAAGCCUGGGUCAAAGUUGCACAAGAAAGAGACUUGUGAAGCUGUAACAAUUAUUGAAGCACCGGCAAUGAUUGUUGUUGGGGUGGUUGGUUAUAUAAAAACACCACGAGGCCUUCGUUCUCUGAGUACCGUUUGGGCCCAACAUCUGAAUGAAGAAGUGAAGAGGAGGUUCUAUAAGAACUGGUGCAAGUCUAAGAAGAAGGCCUUUAGCAAGUACUCAAAGAAGUAUGAAAAUGAAGAAGGGAAAAAGGAUAUUCAAUCACAAUUGGAGAAAAUGAAGAAAUACUGCACUGUGAUCCGUGUUCUUGCUCACACCCAGAUUCGAAAGAUGAAAGGGCUAAAGCAGAAGAAGGCCCACUUGAUGGAGAUACAAGUGAAUGGGGGAGAUGUUGCUAAAAAGGUGGACUUUGCCUAUAGCUUUUUCGAAAAGCAGGUUCCAAUUGAUGCUGUCUUUCAAAAAGAUGAGAUGAUUGACAUAAUAGGUGUGACCAAGGGUAAGGGUUAUGAAGGUGUUGUUACCCGUUGGGGUGUCACCCGUCUUCCUCGCAAGACGCAUCGUGGUCUCCGCAAGGUUGCAUGUAUUGGUGCAUGGCAUCCUGCCAGAGUUUCAUAUACAGUUGCUAGGGCUGGGCAAAAUGGUUAUCACCAUCGUACUGAGAUGAACAAAAAGAUUUACAAGUUGGGGAAGGUUGGUCAGGAAAACCAUUCUGCCAUCACUGAGUUUGACAGGACUGAGAAGGAGAUCACACCCAUGGGUGGUUUCCCCCAUUAUGGUGUUGUGAAAGAUGACUACAUAUUGAUCAAGGGAUGCUGUGUUGGACCAAAAAAGAGGGUUGUCACCCUGAGGCAGUCACUCUUGACCCAGACUUCUAGGCUUGCGAUGGAGGAAAUUAAGCUGAAGUUCAUAGAUACAUCUUCCAAGUUUGGCCAUGGUCGUUUCCAGACAGUUGAGGAGAAGGCCAAGUUCUAUGGCCGACUCAAAGCGUGAAGAACCGGAGCUGUCUAAUAAUUUGAGUACAUCCCUGUGAUGGUUGUUAGCUUUUGAGAUAUAGUAGCGAACUUGUUCUUCCAGAUUUUACAUACAAAGAUACUUUUUGUAGUUUCCAUAAUUCCGGUUUAGACUCAUGGUUUUGGUACUAUUGUCUCGGAUUUUGAUGUUGUUUCAAUCCUGGUCAGUGUUGGAUUUAUGAAGCUUUAUUUGGCCGUAA